UAGGACACUAUUCAGCCCACUAUAAUUGCCUUUAAAACACUUCAUUUAUAGCUUCUCUGUUUUUUCUCACAUUUCUUUCUGAACAGAUAUCAGCGCUGCCACUCCUGCUGCUUUAGCUGCAUUGCCCAGCAGCCAUUCAGGAGCCAGAUCUGCCCAGCCCUUCUGUCCUCUGAGUGGCACUACCCAGUUGAGCAGGACACCAGAACCUGGGUACCAUGACAGCAGUGGCCCAUGGGAAGAGAUGAGGCCUCAGAAAAUGAAUGCAUCCGGGGACCUCUCCUCCUUAUCAUCCUUGUUCUGGACCGACUCCAAAUCCUCUGGGGCCAACCUGCUGGAAAAGAAUCUUAUUGAGAUCCAGAAGCUAUGUCAGCGCCUGCAGGAGUCUGUCUGCAUCAAUGACCGUCUGAGGGAGAGGCUGGAACACAUGCUCAGCAAGGCUGGCCAAGGAAAAAGUACUGCACAGUUAGCCCCAGAUGUCUCCCUCAUAGCCCCUCAUUCAUACACCCAGAGUCACUCUUCUGGCUCUGGUCAGGACAUCCUGUGAUAUGACACCUGGAGGGUCUAGAAGAAUGUUCUCCGGAACUGUUCCAGCCCUACCUAUCCAACAGCAUUUUGGGUUUGGAUUUGGAGGCAUCAGCCAUUACCUUUAAAUGAAUGGACCAAAUUAAUAAAUUAUUAUUUAAAAUUA
Messenger RNA from Galeopterus variegatus (Sunda flying lemur), 688 nucleotides. Its product is annotated as myomegalin-like. The transcript has 3 exons. NCBI's taxonomy places the organism in Eukaryota, Metazoa, Chordata, Mammalia, Dermoptera, Cynocephalidae. The record is from RefSeq and is a predicted model, not a curated record. Bases 242 to 544 code for a protein of 100 amino acids.